AUGGCAUCAAGGUAUGUGCUUCUCUUCAACGGUUAUCUCUAUGCAGGCGCUAAUCAGAUCCUUGAGACGGGAAGCACUCGUCUCAUUCGUGACACGGCCGUGAGCCAACUUGCCGAUUGGCAGAAGCAGCACCCAGACGAGCUCUUCAAUCUUCUUUCUAGGGUCGUUCCGUAUCUUCGUCAUAAGGACUGGGAGACCAGGUCAACAGCAGCCAAGGCCAUCGGCAAGAUCGUUGAAAAUGCUCCCUUUUACGAUCCCAAUGAGGACGAGGAUGAUGUUCCACCGCCAGCGCCCAAGGACGAUGAAAAUGGCGCGGUGAAGAAGGAGGAGGAGCAGGACUCGUCCUUCGCACAAGAUGAGCUGUUCAAGCUGGACUCACUUAACCUCGACAACAUUCUGAACUUUGGCCGCGAACUGGUCAGAGGUGGCUCCGUCGAGUACAAUCUGGCGGCUUUGGACCCCCAAUCUCGACUUGCUCACCAAAAGAAGACGUUGAACGGACGGCUCGGACUUCUAGGUCGGAGAUUUGAGGACGAGGAGAUGCCCAUCGUUAUUGAGAAGGAUCCCAGUCCAUCGACACCACACGAUCACAGCAAUGGUAACGGCCUGUCACGGAGCGACAGUAAUUCUGCUGGGCAGGGCCAGUCCACAGAAGAGUCAGGCUUGAGCACACGACAACUUAACGUUCUGAAGCGCAAGCGGAAGCGAGAAGCCCAAAAGGCUGCCAAGGGUGGAUUUGGUGAUUUGUCCAUACGGAGGACGGCCACUGCAGGCUCCGAAGGCCUGGCAGACGAUACCCCUAUGCCCGAGGCUGAAUCAAAAAAGAGCGACUACUUCAGUCUAGAGCGACCCGCAGAUGUUGACGAGGACACGAAGGUUGUCAGCGAGUUCAAAGGCCCCGUCUUGCCCAUCAAGUCGGAGCUGGAAGCCGAGGACACCAUGGAAGGCACAGAAUGGCCCUACGACAGGUUGUGUGACUUUCUCAAGAUUGACAUAUUUGAUCCUACCUGGGAGACACGGCAUGGAGCGGCCAUGGGCCUUCGCGAGGUCAUUCGAGUACAUGGCGCAGGUGCUGGCAGGAUGCGGGCCAAGUCGCGCCAGGAGAACGACAAGCUCAACAAAGCAUGGCUCGAUGACCUCGCUUGCAGGCUGGCUUCUGUGCUGAUGCUCGACCGCUUCACAGAUUACAGCUCGGACAUGUCUGUUGCCCCCAUUCGGGAAUCUAUCGGACAGACUAUGGGUGCAGUGCUUCGCCACGUUCCGCCAGAGUGUGUGCAUGAUAUUUACAAGGUCUUGUUCCGCAUGGUCAUGCAAACCGACCUAAGCGUCGGCAAGGUCUGGGCUGUUUGCCACGGAGGCAUGGUUGGUCUGAGAUAUGUCGUCGCAGUCAGGAAAGACUUGCUUCUCGAGGACGGCGAGAUGAUUGACGGCGUCAUAUCUGCAGUCAUGAAGGGUCUUCAGGACCAAGACGACGAUGUGCGUUCCGUAAGCGCAGCCACACUACUACCCAUGGCCCAGGAAUUCGUCACCAUGAGGCCUGCCGCCAUCGAUGGCCUCAUCAACAUUGUCUGGGGCAGUCUGCAGGAUCUAGGUGACGACCUCAGCGCCAGCACAGGCAAGAUUAUGGAUCUCCUUGCCACGCUGUGCAGCUUCCCCGAGGUGCUGCAGGCCAUGCAAACAUCCGCCGACACAGAUGAGGAACGGACUUUCAACGUUCUUGUCCCCAGACUCUAUCCUUUCCUCCGCCACACGAUUACUUCAGUUCGACUUGCUGUUCUGAAGGCCCUGAUGACCUUUAUUGGAUUGGAAAAGCAGCGCUCCAGUGGAUGGCUCGGAGAGAAGCUUCUGCGACUCAUCUUCCAGAACGUCUUAGUCGAGAGGGAUAGAGAGACUCUCAAGAUGUCCCUAGAGGUCUGGUCGUCACUCAUCACAUCUCUCGCCCAAAAUCCUACAGAACUUGCCGACGCCGCGUCAGUCGAGCCCAUGAUGCAACUGGCUCUACACCCCAUUGGCGUGUCUCGCAAUCCUAUUCCCAUGAACGCCACGCUCUUCCAGAAACCCUCAGGUGGCACAUAUACUAAUGCCGCUAUGCCCGUGGCUCCAGUCAGGAAAGCGGCCUCGCCAGACGGAGAACGGGCAUCUAAGCGUCGGCGGAAGUCCACCAAGGUCGACGACGCUCCUGUUGCCACUCAUACUCACGACGUCGACGGCCACAUGAUGCAAGGUGAUGUCGACCUUGUUGGCAUGGAUACCUUGAUCCGGUCGAGAAUGUCAGCUGCAAAGGCCAUAGGCUUACUCAUGGCGCACAUUCCUGUCGACAGGCUUGCCGAAUACGAGCAACAUAUUCUGCCUGCUCUUGCUUCGCCCUACUCGUCGACAGAGCUCACGGCAUGCGUUGUCAUUGAGGAAUACGCAAAGAACUGUGCUGGCGAGGUCUCGCCACGCUUCACCAAGCCAGUGCAGAGCAUUAUCGAAACGGAACGACCCUCCCACUACAGGGAUCUAGUCAGCUACAUGCACCGUGUGCGGUCUCAAUGCUCACAACUGCUUAACAUGUUUAGAGAUCAUGGCAAAGUUUCGAGCAGCAAGCUGCCCACCCUUGCUGUCGUCGUGCAGGGCGAGGCAGAGGCUGGACCUGGCGCGUUCUCGGUCGCCGUGGCCGAGAAGGUCGUCAACGAGGACUUCGAUAAACUCAAGAAGGCCAUGUCACCCGGCCAGCGUCUUGUUGCAAGUCAGAUGCUGGCUGAGUCCCGAGACGUCACGGCCACAGCUAUUGCGGAUGCAAAGUCAGCAAAGGACGCCAGGGAUGUGCGUGUCAAGGCUGCCGCUGCCUGCGCACUUGUCGCCAUCAAGGCGCUGCCGAAGAAACCUAGCCCCCUCAUCAAGGGCGUCAUGGACAGCAUCAAGACCGAGGAAAACCAAGAGCUUCAAAGCCUCUCCUGCGUUGAGGUUGCCGAAACUCCCGAUUUCCCGUACACGCAGCCAAGACGAAUUGCAUUCUUGUCAAUGCAGAAGGAGGAAGAUAGGGUUGACCAUCCUGACGCCGCGAAAUGGGCGAGGGAAGCCAAGGCAGCACGCAUCACGCGGCGCGGUGCUAAGGAGGCUCUCGAAAUCCUGUCUAGGAACUACAGCGCCGAUCUGCUCAAUACCGUGCCUGUCUUGAGGGUGUUUAUGGAGGAGCCUCUUGUCAAGGCCUUCUCGGGCGAUCUGCCCGCCGAAGCAAAGAAUGCUGAAGAGACUUUUGGCCAGGAGAUUGUGGACGCCAUGUCCCUCAUCCGAACCCUCAUGCCAACUAUGGACAAGGCGAUUCAUCCCUUCGUCAUGGACAUGGUGCCCCUGGUCAUCAAGGCGCUGCAUUCCGAGCUCUCCGUCUUCCGCUACAUGGCAGCCAAGUGCAUGGCCACGAUCUGCAGCGUUAUGACGGUCGAGGGCAUGACCGCGCUUGUGGAAAAGGUCUUGCCCUCGAUCAGCAACCCUAUCGACCUCAACUUCAGACAAGGCGCGAUCGAAGCAAUCUACCACUUGAUUGCUGUCAUGGGCGACGCCAUUCUGCCAUAUACCAUCUUCCUCAUCGUGCCCGUCCUGGGCCGCAUGAGUGAUUCGGACAAUGAGAUUCGUCUCAUCGCAACCACAUCGUUCGCUACACUAGUCAAGCUUGUGCCUCUCGAGGCUGGUAUUCCGGACCCGCCAGGGCUGUCGGAGGAGCUACUCAAAGGACGAGAUCGAGAGCGUACAUUCAUCUCCCAGCUUCUCGAUCCCAAGAAGGUGGAGCCGUUCAAGAUCCCAGUUGCCAUCAAAGCUGAGCUGCGCUCUUACCAGCAAGAUGGUGUCAACUGGCUCAACUUUUUGAACAAGUAUCAUCUGCACGGUAUUCUCUGUGACGACAUGGGUCUCGGCAAAACGCUUCAAACCAUCUGCAUGGUUUCCAGCGACCACCACCAGCGCGCUGAAGAGUUUGCGAAGACUGGCGCCCCCGAUGUUCGGCGACUCCCUUCGUUGAUCGUUUGUCCGCCUACCCUUUCGGGUCAUUGGUCACAGGAGCUGCGGACCUACGCGCCCUUCCUGACCGUGACAGCAUACGUCGGCCCGCCUAGCGAGAGGAAGGCUCUGAAGGACUCGCUCGACAAGACGGACAUUGUCAUCACCAGCUACGACGUGUGUCGCAACGAUGUCGACAUCUUGGCGCAGUACAACUGGAACUACAUCGUCCUUGAUGAAGGCCACCUCAUCAAGAAUCCCAAGGCUAAGAUCACCAUGGCAGUCAAGCGGUUCCCCAGCAACCACCGAUUGAUUCUGACGGGAACACCCAUUCAAAACAACGUUCUCGAGCUUUGGUCCCUGUUUGACUUUUUGAUGCCGGGGUUCUUGGGCGCGGAAAAGGUCUUCCUCGACCGAUUCGCCAAACCCAUCGCCGCGAGUCGCUUUAGUAAAGCUUCAUCGAAAGAACAGGAAGCGGGUGCGCUGGCCAUUGAGGCCCUGCACAAGCAGGUGUUGCCCUUCCUAUUGCGACGUCUCAAGGAGGAAGUGCUCAACGACCUGCCGCCCAAGAUUCUGCAAAACUACUAUUGCGACAUGAGCGAUCUGCAGAGGAAACUCUUUGACGACUUUACCAGAAAGCAAGGCAAGAAGCUCCAGGAAGAAGCCGGCAAGGAUGACAAAGAAGCCAAGUCACACAUCUUCCAAGCUUUGCAGUACAUGCGCAAACUCUGCAACUCGCCAGCUUUGGUCAUGAAGCCAGGUCACAACCUCUACGACGACACGCAGCGUCUGCUGAACAAGCAGGGCACCAGCCUCGAGGACCCAGCUCACGCACCGAAGCUGACGGCUCUACGCGACCUGCUUGUGGACUGUGGUAUUGGCGUCGAGGGAGCCGAGUCAAACGAUCCGUUGUACCAACCCAUCAAACCGCAUCGUGCACUGGUGUUCUGUCAGAUGAAGGAGAUGUUGGACAUGGUCCAGAAUACGGUUCUCAAGAGCAUGCUGCCCAGCGUGUCCUUCCUCCGACUGGAUGGUGGCGUCGAGGCCAACAAGCGACAGGCGAUUGUCAACAAGUUCAACCAAGACCCCUCGUACGACGUCCUUCUCUUGACGACGAGCGUUGGCGGCCUGGGUCUCAAUCUGACAGGUGCUGACACUGUCAUCUUCGUGGAGCAUGAUUGGAACCCUCAGAAGGAUUUGCAGGCCAUGGAUCGCGCCCACCGAAUCGGUCAGAAAAAGGUCGUCAACGUGUAUCGUCUCAUCACCCGCGGUACGCUUGAGGAGAAGAUCUUGAGUCUGCAACGGUUCAAGAUUGACGUGGCGUCGACAGUCGUCAACCAGCAGAACGCAGGCCUGUCGACGAUGGACACGGAUCAGAUUCUCGAUCUGUUCAACAUGGGCGACACCGGGCCAGGUCUCAUCAGCGACAAGCCGAACCCGAUGGAAGGACGAGAAGAGGACAUGGUGGACGUGGAGACGGGUGAUGUGAUCACAAAUAAGCCGGGCGGCAAGAAGGCCUGGAUGGACGAUCUGGACGAUCUCUGGGACAACCGCCAGUACGAAGAGAGCUUCGACCUGGACGGCUUCCUAAAGACGAUGCAGUAGGACAUGGCUCGACGGUACGGCGAGGGACACCAGUCUUGCCGGGAAAGGAAAGGAAAGGAAAGGAAAGGAUGAAUGGAGUUUUCUGGGGUCAGGGGCCCGUGUUCGUGGAGAACCAAAGGGUCGGCGCUGUUGCUCCUAGCUCUGCUUGAGAGGGAUUGAUUGCUUUUGAUUGUUGGCGUGGCUAUUGUAUGUACCAACUGUAACAAUGGACGGGAACGGGGUGGUGGCGAGCGAUAUUUUUGACACAUCCGUGGACGAUGCUUAGCAUGGCUUAUAUCAAUUAACGUAAUGAUGCGAGAGCUGCUCGCAAAACAUGGGAGAUGAAACCGG
This is a messenger RNA of Verticillium dahliae VdLs.17, 5913 nucleotides long. RefSeq names its product TATA-binding protein-associated factor MOT1. The transcript is spliced from 3 exons. Gene Ontology annotation, molecular function: DNA binding; TBP-class protein binding; ATP binding. Bases 1 to 5583 code for a protein of 1860 amino acids. The record is from RefSeq and is a predicted model, not a curated record. NCBI's taxonomy places the organism in Eukaryota, Fungi, Ascomycota, Sordariomycetes, Glomerellales, Plectosphaerellaceae.